This is a messenger RNA of Caenorhabditis angaria, 358 nucleotides long. The record is from the annotation of a GenBank genome assembly. Lineage: Eukaryota; Metazoa; Nematoda; Chromadorea; Rhabditida; Rhabditidae.
AUGUGUGGAUUUUUUCACGUUAACGUUAAUUUCCCAGGGGACGACAAAAAAUCGUGUUGGAUUUUUUUCACGUGAUUAAAUUUUCAUUUUGAAAUUUGUGUUUUUUGCAGGACGCUGAACCAAAAUCAGAAUUGAUUGCGAAUGUACAGAAGUCUCAGAAAACUGUUGCGAGAGCUGCUCAAAAACGACGGAAAGCUGCAGAAGAAUUGAUGGGAGAUACGAGAGAUUCAAGUAUUCAGACGAGUAUUGUGCAAUAUGGUAUUCUGCAGUAUAAAAAGAAAAGAUCAGAAGUGAGUUUUGAAGGGGCUUGCAUUAGGUGACCAUCCAAUAAAUCCAGAUCUUUCAAGGCUUCAAUUAA